Malassezia pachydermatis is the source of this 1962-nucleotide messenger RNA. RefSeq lists its product as hypothetical. Bases 1 to 1962 code for a protein of 653 amino acids. The record is from RefSeq and is a predicted model, not a curated record. Gene Ontology annotation, cellular component: exocyst. Lineage: Eukaryota; Fungi; Basidiomycota; Malasseziomycetes; Malasseziales; Malasseziaceae. The transcript is spliced from 2 exons. Gene Ontology annotation, biological process: intracellular protein localization; Golgi to plasma membrane transport; exocytosis.
AUGUCGCGCUCGCUACGUACGCGUCCUACGACGCUGUACGCCAAAGAUGGCCUGCCUAGUACAGGUGUUGUACCGCGGCCAUCACGCAAGCCACUAGCGACGGAGGCAGAUGCUGAAGACAAGGUCCGGAAUCGGUUGUCGAUGCGGUACGCCUCUUCGUCGGCGAUGCCUUCGUAUAUGGGCGGCUUGAGUCACCUGGGCCCGGUGGCUGGCCGCGGUGGCUUGGAGAGUGUGGCAGAAGAUGCUGCGCCGCCUGUGCCGCCAGUACCAGCCCUGUUGCCUACGGCUACGCCGACCUUGUCCCAAGCUGGCGAGACAAGUACGCCCGGCCCGGAAGCCUGGGAAUCGCAUACACUCCCUGGCGUGAACGCGGACGUGUUUGCAUCUGAGUCGUUUGAUCCACACCGGUUUGUGAUGACGAGCGUGCAGCAGCAAAGUGAGGCAGGACUACAAAGUCUACGUACAACGCUGGGAACGAUCCACACCACGACGCAGCAGCAGCUCAAAGAGCAAGUGUUUAAAAACUACACGGAAUUCAUCACGAUCAGCCGUGAAAUUGCGACGUUUGAGAACGAUAUGCUGGAAUUCAAAGAGCUACUUAGCGAAUGGAAGCAGAUCCCACAGCAAAUGCAUUUGCACGAUCCCAUCAGCGAUGGCGUGUUGGACGGCGACGCGUUGCUCCCUGCUUCGCUGAAGCAUCAAAAACGCAGUGCAGCAGACUUGGAGCAUAUUUACAAAGCGCAGCUCGCGUCGCUGUGGGAGAACAUUGAAGGGUCACAGCGGCUGGUGCCGUAUGUGCCAGGCCGUCACUUGAUUGCUGAGACAAGUCAGUUUGUCGAGCUGAAUGCCGCGACCUACAAGCCCAAGCAAUCCAUUGCGCUCUUCCUGCUGGACGAUAUGUUGCUUGUGGCCGUGCAGCGCAAGCGACACUAUGGCAGCCGUGUCCACCUAGUCGCCGAGCGCUGCUUCAGCUUGUCGGAGAUUGUAGUGGUGGAUUUGAAAGACUCGAAAGAUGUACGACAUGCCCUCAAAAUCAAGCAUGGCAAAGAGUCGUUUGUGUACAAAACAGAGCACCCUCAAGACAAGCGUGCGUUGCUCCGUGCGUUCCGCGGUGUCGGUGAGGCCCUUGCUGCGAAGAUGAAAAAGGAGCGGCAAGCACGGGCAGAGGCGCAACGGCGUGGUGACGAUGUCGUGCUGGCAGAUACCAUGGACCCCGCGACCAGUGGCCUAGAUGGCACCGGUACGAAAGACGCAGCGGCAGCGUCGGCCGAUGAUCUUCCGACGCUUGGCCCAUGGCUCCACGACGUCGUGGAUGAGCUCGCUGUGCACAUUGCGCUGCGCGAAUGGGAGCAGGCCGUGGCCCUGGUCGAGGAUGGGCGAAAGCGCCUCGCGAAUCGCCCGGUCUCGGAAGGGCCGCUGUUCUUGCUCGUGGAGCACUUGAAUGCCUCUGCCAACGAAUUGGUGAGUGCGAUCAGUGCCGAGCUCGUUUCGCCGUACCAACGCAAGUCGACCGUCGUGCGCGACGCUGCGCUGUUGGUCCGUCUUGACAAGGGUCGCGAAGCGCGUGAUUUGCUGCUGGAAGCGCGCUCGGAUUUGCUACGUCGGCGCACGCGACAGAUCAAGUACGAAGGCGAUGUAAGUUUGUAUAUUUCCGAAUUGGCGAUGCUCUACUUUACAUUGAUCAAAAACACAGGCGACUGGUACAUGGCCGCGUUUAAGGACUACAAAAUGGCAUCCGGUUUCGUGCAGUGGGCCUCCGAGCAGGUUCGGGCGUAUGCUGAUACGUUCCGACGCCAAGUGUAUGGCGUGGAUCAGGACCCACGGAUCGUACAGGAAGCCAUCGACAUUACGCGCAACUGUGCUCAGCUCCUGAAUGAUGUGGGUCUUGGCUUGGGAUUCUUGUUGGACCAGGAGAGGCGCCUACCACGCCGUCUCUGCAGAUCUCAGCGCUGCCGCCCUUAG